Astyanax mexicanus (Mexican tetra) is the source of this 2468-nucleotide messenger RNA. RefSeq names its product OTU deubiquitinase 5a (gene otud5a). Gene Ontology annotation, biological process: protein deubiquitination. Lineage: Eukaryota; Metazoa; Chordata; Actinopteri; Characiformes; Acestrorhamphidae. The record is from RefSeq and is a predicted model, not a curated record. The transcript has 9 exons. Gene Ontology annotation, molecular function: K63-linked deubiquitinase activity; cysteine-type deubiquitinase activity. Bases 297 to 1958 code for a protein of 553 amino acids.
GUCAGCGCUGUGUUGAUGUUGUUGGACGCUGAGCGGAGGGGAAGCUCCAGCAGUGGCGGCUCGGCGGCGGCGGAGACUUGGGCUGUUUUUGUUCUCUCCGCGGCGCUUUUUACCCACAAAAACGACGCCUUACCUUACCCGAAACCUCCAGGGAGGAGCCCUCGGUCCAGAGAAGACGGCCAGGCUGAAGCACGGGCGGCGCAGAGCUCUCCCCGAGCCGGAGGACUCGUCACCCCUGACACCCCUCCUCCUCUUCCCGCUCCCCCCUCCCUGCCCUCCGCGCACACACAGCCAACAUGACGAUCCUGCCCAAGAAGAAGCCGAGCUCCACGGUCGGGGUCCAGGACCACGCCGACGAGAGCGACAGGCGAGCCGGCUCCGACCCUCACCAGCACGGCCACGGCGUUGUGCGGACCGGGGCGAGGCCUAGAGCUUCACCGCCGCCGUGGUCAUAUCAAGCCGCGCCGCCUCAGUCCAGGGAGGACAGGCGGAAUGAAUCGAGCUCGCGGCCGCAGCAGGCCUCCCCUCCGCCGGUGGGAGCUGGAUCCCCCGCCGGCCCGGGGGACGGAGGCGGUCUGGGCGGGAUUAGCUGCGUGUCCGGCGGUCGCGGGGAGCUAGCGGGCGGCGUGGUGGGCUGUGGGGGCACUAUCGGCAGCUGCUGCUCUGGGCCGGGUCUCAGCAAGCGGCGGCGGCAGGCGACCUGCUCUGGGGGAGUCGCGGGCGGGGGGACACCCGGUGUGUCCGGGGGUGGUGGUGUGGGUCCAGGCCCAGAUCAGGAGGAGGGUGCCGGGUACAACAGUGAAGAUGAGUACGAGAAUGCUUCCAGACUCCAGUCAGAAGAUCCAGCAACAGUUGAGCAGCAGGAGCACUGGUUUGAGAAAGCACUUGGGGAAAAGAAAGGAUUCGUCAUUAAAAAAAUGAAGGAAGACGGUGCUUGCCUCUUCAGAGCUGUCGCUGACCAAGUUUAUGGAGACCAAGAUAUGCACGAAGUCGUUCGCAAACACUGCAUGGACUACUUGAUGAAAAACGCAGACUACUUCUCAAACUACGUGACAGAAGACUUCACCACAUACAUCAACAGGAAAAGGAAAAACAACUGUCACGGGAACCACAUCGAGAUGCAGGCCAUGGCUGAGAUGUACAACCGGCCGGUGGAAGUGUAUCAGUAUGGCACAGAACCAAUCAACACGUUCCACGGGAUCCAUCAAAACAACGAUGAGCCGAUCAGAGUUAGCUACCAUCGUAACAUCCACUACAACUCCGUGGUGAACCCCAACAAGGCCACCAUUGGAGUGGGGCUCGGCCUGCCUGCCUUCAAACCAGGGUAUGCAGACCAGUCUCUGAUGAAGAAUGCCAUUAAGACGUCGGAGGAGUCGUGGAUUGAGCAGCAGAUGCUGGAGGAUAAGAAGAGAGCCACUGACUGGGAGGCCACCAACGAGGCCAUCGAGGAACAGGUGGCCCGCGAGUCUUACCUGCAGUGGCUCCGGGACCAGGAGAAACAGGCACGACAGCCCCGGAAGGCUAGCGCCACCUGUAGCUCGGCCACAGCCGCCACUUCCAGCGGACUGGAGGAGUGGAGUGCGCGGUCUCCGCGGCAACGGAGCUCCGCCCCCUCGCCCGAGAACCCCGACCCCUCCCACUCUGACCCAGCGGCUAAACCCCCCUCCCCGGCUGGAGCGCCACUAGCGCUGUCCAAACCCCCAUCGCCUUGUGCACCUGGGCCCAGCAACCAGGCCUGUGUUGGACCAGACAGACCCACCUCAUCCUCACUGGUGUCUCUGUACCCUGCACUGGGCUACAGGGCCAUCAUGCAGGACAUGUCCCCGACUGCUUUCGGUCUGACUGACUGGGAGGACGAUGAGAUUUUGGCCUCGGUUCUGGCUGUGUCGCAACAGGAGUACCUCGACAGCAUGAAGAAGAACGCCAUGCAUAGGGAACCCUCUCCAGACAGCAGUUGAUAAAGGCAGGAAGUCACGUCAUCCAGCCUUCAAGAGGAGGCCGAAAAAACGGGGAUCAAUCAAAUCUCGUUCUCUCAAUCAUCAUCAUGAAAAAAACACAUCUGCCCUCCCACUCUCCCCCCGCACACCCCCAAUCCCCUCGCCCAUAUUCACAUCACCCCGCCCCCAGCCCCCCCCCCACCAUUACCACCCUGUUCAUCUAUCAGUAACAAUGACCCUUCACUAAGACUCCCUCGCCACCACUACAUUGCUUUCUAUUGCCACUGACGCCAACAUUGGACUUCUUUAGGUGCAUGUUUAAACCAACAUAACUGAUAUCAUAGAAAAAAAAAACAAACAAACAUGGGAAAACGAAAAAAAAAAAAGUUAUAAAAAUGUCAUACUGUAUCACCUUAAUAACUGAUUAAUAUAAGCUUGUUGUAUUUUAUUUUCUUGUUUGGGAUGAAAAAAAAACAAAUGCUCUUUUUUUUCUUGGAAUAAAAAAGGAGAAGUUUCUGAAGAAAUCCGUUA